Messenger RNA from Eptesicus fuscus (big brown bat), 162 nucleotides. Its product is annotated as mitochondrial import receptor subunit TOM7 homolog. Gene Ontology annotation, biological process: protein import into mitochondrial matrix. The transcript has a single exon. Gene Ontology annotation, cellular component: mitochondrial outer membrane translocase complex. NCBI's taxonomy places the organism in Eukaryota, Metazoa, Chordata, Mammalia, Chiroptera, Vespertilionidae. The coding region runs from base 1 to 162 and encodes 53 amino acids. The record is from RefSeq and is a predicted model, not a curated record.
AUGGUGAAGCUGAGCACAGAGGUCCAGCAGAGGAUGCAGCAGCUCUUAAAAUGUGGCCAGUUUGCCAUCCAUUGCAUCUUUAUUGGACUCAUGAUUUACUUGGGGUAUAGGAGGGGUGCAGAUCCUGGAAUGCCUAAAUCAACUAUUUUAAGUUUACUCUGA